AGAGCAGCCUCGCUGUGACGUGUUCUGCACUCAUAACGAGGCUUGUGGUGAAGCGGCUGUUCAGCGAGGACUGAGGCUCUGCAGCACAGACACGCCGCCAUGUCUAAAGAGACUCCUCGCGAACCGGAGCAGCUCCGCAAGCUUUUCAUCGGGGGUCUCAGUUUCGAGACCACUGAUGAGAGCCUCCGGGCCCAUUUUGAACAAUGGGGGACCCUCACAGACUGCGUGGUGAUGAGGGACUCCAACACCAAAAGGUCAAGGGGAUUUGGCUUUGUUACAUACAGUUCAGUUUCUGAAGUUGAUGCCGCUAUGAAUGCCCGCCCACACAAAGUGGAUGGCAGAGCCGUUGAGCCUAAGAGGGCUGUGUCAAGAGAGGACUCUUGCAGGCCUGGUGCACAUUCAACAGUAAAGAAGAUUUUUGUGGGGGGAAUAAAGGAGGACACUGACGAAGAACACUUGCGUGACUACUUCAGCCAAUUUGGCAAAAUUGAAGAGGUGAACAUCAUGACCGAGAAGAACAGCGAUAAGAGGAGGGGGUUCGCCUUCAUCACGUUCGAUGACCAUGACGCCGUUGAUCGGAUAGUCAUCCAGAAAUACCACACGAUAAACGGUCACAACUGUGAAGUUCGGAAAGCUCUUUCCAGGGAAGAGAUGAACAGGGUCUCCAUGAGCCCAAGAGGUGGCCGUGGAGGCGGUGGUGGAAACUUUGGUGGCCGAGGUGGUGGAUACGGAGGUGGAUACGGAGGUGGUGGCGGAGGUGACCGUGGAGGAUAUGGUGGAGAUGGAUAUGGCAAUGGCUACGGAGGGAACGGUGGUUAUGGUGGCGGUGGUCCUGGCUAUGGUGGAAACCGUGGUUAUGGAGGAGGUGGCGGCGGUGGCGGAUACGGCAACCAGGGUGGUGGAGGCGGAUACGGAGGUGGAGGAUAUGACAAUUAUAACGGCGGUGGAGGAGGAAACUUUGGCGGUGGCAACUUUGGUGGCGGCGGAGACUAUAACGACUUUGGCAACUACAACAACCAGUCCUCCUCUAACUACGGCCCAAUGAAGGGCGGCAACUACGGCGGCGGCAGGAGUGGUGGUGGCGGCGGUGGCGGCCCAUACGGUGGUGGCUAUGGCGGAGGUUCUGGUGGUGGCUAUGGCGGUGGUUCUGGUGGAAGGAGGUUCUAGACACCAGGGCCACACAGUACUUAGGAGAGGAGAGCCAGAGAGAGAGGACAGGGAAAGGAGAGAAUGAAGGAAGCAGGUUUACACCUAGAUCUGCCCAGCCGAGCAGCGUGGGGGCGCUAUAACGCCUGCCAUGUGAAGAAAACGUGUAUAAUAGGGGAGGAAAAUCAUGUGGGGAGGUUGGAGGGAUGGUGUAUGUGCGGGUGGGGUUGGGGGGCAUGUGAGGGCCAACAUGUUUGUCAAAAGUACUCAUGUCCUGGAGGAGACACUUUUCAUUUUAGUUUGUAGCUUCCCUUGUGUCUGUGACGUGUAAAUCAUUCCAAUGAGGUUUUAGGCAGGGUUAAUUUCUUUUACAUUUUCAUUUGCAACCGUAGGGAUUUUUAUUUUUAUUAUGUAAACUGCCAUCAAUCAAGAUUAAAUAAACCACUCCAGCUUUUUUAUUUAAA
Messenger RNA from Astyanax mexicanus (Mexican tetra), 1610 nucleotides. RefSeq names its product heterogeneous nuclear ribonucleoprotein A1a (gene hnrnpa1a). Gene Ontology annotation, molecular function: RNA binding. The coding region runs from base 100 to 1167 and encodes 355 amino acids. The transcript is spliced from 11 exons. The record is from RefSeq and is a predicted model, not a curated record. NCBI's taxonomy places the organism in Eukaryota, Metazoa, Chordata, Actinopteri, Characiformes, Acestrorhamphidae.